GCGCUCGGGUCGAAAUCGGUGCUUGAAGAUUCGGUUCAAACGUGCGAAGGAAAGAACUGCGGGAACUGUUCGCGGUUCUACACCAAUCUUACCUGAUCAGUUUCUAUCCCUCUGUCAAAAUUUCGUCCCUAAACAUGACGAGGUCUAAUAUUGAACUAGGAGAUGUAACGCCACACAAUUUAAAACAACUGCGAAAACUGAAUCAAGUGGUUUUCCCUGUUAUAUACAAUGACAAGUUUUAUCGGGACGUGCUGGAAGCUGGAGAGCUUGCUAAACUAGCUUACUACAAUGAUAUUGUUGUUGGUGCUGUUUGCUGUAGAGUGGAUACUUCUGAGAAAACCCGACGCCUGUACAUCAUGACUCUCGGAUGUCUUUAUCCUUACCGGAGAUUGGGCAUUGGCACAGUAAUGUUUAACCAUAUUCACAACCUUGUUGAACAGGAUGGAAAUUUCAGUAGCAUUUAUCUCCAUGUGCAAGUAUGUAACGAAGGUGCUCUCAAGUUCUAUCAAAAGCUAGGAUUUGAAAUAGUUGAGACUAAAGAGAGUUAUUACAAGAGAAUUGAGCCAGCAGAUGCAUACGUGCUCGAGAAAAGGUUGAGGCCAAAGAUUGUGAAUGGUGAUACUGCUCUCCACAAUGGAGACAAAAAAGAGGGUGAGAAAGAGAAAUGAGCUUCUAGUUUGUUUUUUUUUUUCCUCCCGGUUUUGAAAGUGAUUUGCAUGUUUGGAACUGGUUAGUUUGGUGUCCAGGACAUGUUGAAUACCAUCAACUGCAUCCAAACUACUCAUGGAAUUCUCUUAUCAUUUAACUGGUGCUUCAAAAGUAGACCAAGAAAAUUUUCAUAUAGUUCUGCAUCCAAAAUUGUGAUAUGUGGAUAAUUACUAUUGUCCCGCUCAACUGUACCAACUUUCUAGCUUUUUCGUACAUGUAAUUUUGUAGCAUCAGUCUUAUCACCUUGGCCAUUCUCUGUUGAAGCAUUGUAAUUUUAGAGUGGUCCAUUAUUAAACUUAGAACUGAAAAUGACAGCAUUCUCAGUAUGAGCAAACGAAUUUGCAUUGACUGUGCCCUCUCCCUGCCCAGGUAAAUUGUGAUUUAAGCUUCUAUUGACAGUUUUUUAAAAAUUGAUUGUACUUUGGAAGGAAAGCAAAUUUUAACUCUUGGUCUUUGUGGAAAAUUCCGUUCUCUUCUAAGUUCAUGAAAUUUUUCAUUUUCGAUACAUGUUUUCAAAUUGGAGCUCUUAUUUGUGUUAUCUGUUGUAUCUAUUAAUCUGAUUUUCUGCCUAUCCAAAAAAAAAUUAAACUUAUACAACUUG
Thrips palmi is the source of this 1309-nucleotide messenger RNA. RefSeq names its product probable N-acetyltransferase san (gene san). NCBI's taxonomy places the organism in Eukaryota, Metazoa, Arthropoda, Insecta, Thysanoptera, Thripidae. The transcript is spliced from 4 exons. The record is from RefSeq and is a predicted model, not a curated record. Gene Ontology annotation, molecular function: acyltransferase activity, transferring groups other than amino-acyl groups. Gene Ontology annotation, cellular component: NatA complex. Bases 135 to 668 code for a protein of 177 amino acids. Gene Ontology annotation, biological process: mitotic sister chromatid cohesion.